Molecule: messenger RNA, 1458 nt
Organism: Meyerozyma guilliermondii ATCC 6260
Lineage: Eukaryota; Fungi; Ascomycota; Pichiomycetes; Serinales; Debaryomycetaceae
Gene: CBP1
Product: Cbp1p
Exons: 1
Coding region: 1-1458 (485 amino acids)
Molecular function (GO): oxidoreductase activity
Source: RefSeq, a predicted model, not a curated record
AUGACACAAAUGACCGUUGUGGAUGUUGAGGUAUGCGUGGUGGGCGCAGGAGUGUCAGGACUCAAGUGUGCCCAUGCUCUCGUUAACGACAAGUCCAACAAAUUUUCACCGAGCGAUAUUGUGGUAUUGGAGGCUCAGCAACGCAUUGGAGGCAGAAUACUUACAGACACCAGCCUGUCGAAACACGGGUAUUCCUACGACUUGGGAGCUGCUUGGUUUCAUGAUAGCCUUACCAAUGUAGUGCUACAAGAGUCUAUCGAUGAUGGGAGUUUCAAUUUUGACACCGACGGUUACUAUGACGAUAAGGACAUCGCGGUAUAUGCUGAAGAAGACGAUGGGCCAUUGGACAUGGAUGGGCUCAAGAUCAACCGAGUAGUGGAAGAAAUGGAAAAGUUCAUCGAGAUCCAUUUCUUUGAAAAUCUUGGCACGGAAGACAUGUCUUUACCGCAAAUUUUGGUGAAAUACAUGGAAAAGUACGGGUCCAGAUUGACGACACAACAAAAGAAGUAUUGCGAACGAGUUACGCGCUACUACGAGCUUUGGGACGGUAUAUCGUGGGACCAGAUAAGUGCCAAGUUUUGUGUCAUGGACCACAAUGGCCGCAAUUUGUACAAUAUAAAAGGCUACGACUUUGUGAUUCAAAAGUUGGCAGCGGGACUUCCAGAAGGUACAGUGAGAAAAAACCAGCAAAUCAAGUCUAUCGACACCUCUAAUGCGUCGUAUGUGGAGGUGGAAACAACCAGCGGUUUAAAGUUGAAAACUCGCUACGUUGUGUUGUCGGUGCCUUUGAGUAUCCUAAAGCUUGAACCACUGCACCCAUAUGGGAUCUCCUGGAACCCACCACUUCCCAAGAAAAUGUCCAAAGCUUUAGAUUCCUUGCAUUUCGGUGCACUCGGCAAGGUGAUUUUUGAGUUCGACACCGUAUGGUGGCCCACUGACCAGGAUAGGUUCUUGAUUCUCCCCAAGGCUAACGCUGGGAAUGUCAAGAAGGAACUAGAUGAUAUACCACCACCAUAUACUUACCCUACAUUUGCAGUCAACUAUGCAGCUGUGCAUCACAAGAACCCUCGUGCCAGUCUCGUUCUCUUGACUCAAGCACCAUUGACAAACUAUUUGGAAGCAAACCCAGAAAAAGCAUGGACUUACUACAAACCUAUGCUCAGCAAGUUAGCGAAAGGAUCCAAUGUUCCUGACCCUAUCAACACCAUAACAAGUCCCUGGACCCAGAACCCUUACGCUCGUGGAUCCUACGUAGCAUUGCAUCCUGGAGACGAAGCAGAAGGAAUUAACCACUUUCUUGGAACCGAUAAUGGCUAUGGACCUGGUGACGAGCGGAUUCGAUUUGUUGGUGAACAUACCGCCCUAGAAGGUGCAGGGUGUGUCCACGGCGCCUAUAUGAGUGGUCAGAGAGAAGCUCAAUGGAUUUUGGACGAAUGGAAGCAAAAGGCAUCACUAUAG